This is a messenger RNA of Nycticebus coucang (slow loris), 6927 nucleotides long. RefSeq names its product zinc finger with KRAB and SCAN domains 2 (gene ZKSCAN2). Gene Ontology annotation, biological process: regulation of transcription by RNA polymerase II. Bases 65 to 2962 code for a protein of 965 amino acids. The transcript is spliced from 7 exons. The record is from RefSeq and is a predicted model, not a curated record. NCBI's taxonomy places the organism in Eukaryota, Metazoa, Chordata, Mammalia, Primates, Lorisidae. Gene Ontology annotation, molecular function: RNA polymerase II cis-regulatory region sequence-specific DNA binding; DNA-binding transcription factor activity.
GCUCUUGGAAGCUUACUGGGCCCCUACUUUGAGCUAGACGUGAGGCUCACCACAUAGUUGGAGCAUGGCUGCAGCCCUGAACCCUCAGAUCCAUGCGCCCCUGGAGGUUGAGGGUUGCCUAAUAAUGAAGGUGGAAAAGGACCCCGAGUGGGUAUCAGAGCCCAUUCUGGAAGGAUCAGAUAGCUCUGAGUCGGAGACUUUUCGCAAAUGCUUCAGGCAGUUCUGUUAUGAGGAUGUGACCGGGCCCCAUGAAGCUUUCAGUAAACUCUGGGAACUUUGCUGCCGGUGGCUGAAGCCAGAAAUGCGUUCCAAGGAGCAGAUACUUGAACUGCUGGUGAUAGAGCAGUUUCUCACCAUUUUACCCGAGAAGAUUCAGGCUUGGGCACAGAAGCAGUAUCCAGAAAGUGGAGAGGAGGCGGUGGCAUUGGUAGUGCAUUUGGAGAAAGAGACUGGAAGACUAAGACAGCAGGUCAGCAGUCCUUUACACACAAAGAAGCAAGCCCCCUUUGGAGCAACAUGGGAGGUGUCAGAAUUUCAGCCAGCCCAGGUGGAAACCCAAGCCAGGAUGAUAUCUCAGGAGGAAGCUGGAAGCCACCACUCGGAACACCAGGAACAUCUGAACAAAAAGAAAGAACGUCAGCCCUUACCCAAGAAUGCUCGGCCUUCUCCCUGGUUUCCUGCUCCUGCUGGUGAAUGGAGCACCACAGAUCAAGAAGUGACAACCUCACGACAUCCUUCUGGGUCCCAGAAACCAUUGAAAGAUGUACACAUGACAAGAGGUUUCUCCUACAAAAAGAGUGUGCAUCAGAUUCCUGCUCACAGAGGCCUCUACCAGGGUAUCAGGAAGGAGAGUGUUGGGAACGUGGUUUCCUUGGGUAGUGCAGUGUCUAUAUCUAACAAGGCAGCCCGGUUGGACCAAAGAAAAGAGCCAUGGACUCUAGGUUUACAUUCCUCCAAUAAGAGGAGCAUCCUGCGAAGCAACUACGUCAAGGAAAAGUCAAUUCAUGCCAUUCAGAUCCCUACAAGGAGUUCAGGGAAAGCAUGGAGAGAGCAGCAACAGUGGGGUUUAGAAGAUGAAAAAAUAGCAGGUGUGCACUGGAGCUAUGAGGAAACUAAGACUUUUCUUGCAAUUCUCAAAGAGUCUCGCUUUUAUGAAACUCUUCAGGCUUGUCCCCGAAAUAGCCAGGUAUAUGGUGCUGUGGCUGAAUGGUUGCGAGAAUGUGGCUUUCUCCGAACACCAGAACAGUGUCGGACUAAGUUCAAAAGUCUCCAAAAGAGCUAUCGAAAAGUGAGAAAUGGUCACAUGCUAGAACCCUGUGCCUUCUUUGAGGACAUGGAUGCUUUGUUGAACCCUGCAGCCCAUGCAUCAUCUUCCGAUAAGCCAAAAGAGAUGAUGGCUUUGCCCAGAAUGAAGAGAAUUGGCAUCACUGCUAAGGAACAGAUCAGUUUGCUGGAGGAGGAGGAGGAAGCCGCAGAAGAUUCUGAUGGUGAUGAAAUGGGCAUUGAAUUUGUCCGCAAGUCUGAGAUUCGUGGUGCCCCUGUCUUGUUUCAAAACCUGAGUGGUGUGCACUGGGGUUAUGAAGAAACCAAGACUUUUCUUGAUAUCCUCCGGGAGACUCGGUUUUAUGAAGCACUUCAAGCUUGUCAUCGGAAGAGCAAAUUGUAUGGGGCAGUGGCUGAACAACUUCGAGAAUGUGGUUUCCUCCGGACACCAGAACAAUGCCGAACCAAGUUCAAAAGCCUUCAGAAGAGUUACCGCAAAGUGAAAAAUGGCCACAUGCUAGAAUCUUGUGCAUUCUAUAAGGAGAUGGAUGCCCUGAUUAACUCUCGGGCAUCUGGCCCUUCUACCAGCACCCCAGAAGUCUCUUCACCUGUAAGGCAGGAAAGAGGGGGCAUUGAGGUUGAACCCCAGGAACCUACAGCCUGGGAACCAGAGGAGAUCUCACAGGAGGCAGUAAUAGAAGAUUCUGGCAGUGAGAGAAUGAGUGAGGAAGAAAUUGUACAAGAGCCAGAAUUCCAGGAACCUCCAGGUCUAAAUGAUUUUGGAAUUGGAAGUAGUAUCAAAGAGGAUCCAAUGCAGAUAAUAUAUAAGGAUGUGGACCAGCAUAGGGCAUUGAUAGAAAAAUCUAAAAGAGUUGUUUCCCAGAAUACUGAUCUUGGUAAAUAUCGGAACAAGGAAUGCAUCUCAGGAAGACAAUGGGAAAACCUUCAAGGAAUUAAACAGGGAAAGCUAAUGUCUCAGCCUAGAGAUUUAGGGAAAGCUGUAGUGCAUCAGAGGCUUUUCAUGGGGAAGAGACCUUACAGACUUCUCAAAUAUGGAGAAAACUUUGGAAGGAGUGCCCGUCUUAUGUGCAGGAUGACCCACCAGAGGGAAAAUCCUUAUAAGUGUAGUAUCUGUGGGAAGUGCUUUGGGAGAAGCAGGAGUCUGAUCAGACACCAAAGAAUUCACACAGGAGAAAAACCUUUUAAAUGUCUUGACUGUGGGAAAAGCUUUAAUGACUCCUCAAAUUUUGGUGCCCACCAGAGAAUCCACACAGGAGAGAAACCCUACAGAUGUGGAGACUGUGGGAAAUGCUUUAGUCAAAGCUCUAGUCUAAUUAUACAUCAGAGAACCCACACUGGUGAGAAGCCCUAUCAUUGUGGAGAAUGUGGGAAAAGCUUUACCAACAGUUCUCAUUUCAGUGCUCACCGGAGAGUCCACACUGGAGAGAAUCCCUACAAAUGUGUGGAUUGUGAAAAAAGUUUUAAUAACUGCACAAGAUUUCGAGAACAUCGGAGAAUACACACCGGAGAGAAGCCCUAUGGAUGUGCCCAAUGUGGCAAACGUUUCAGUAAGAGUUCUGUUCUUACCAAACACCGGGAAGUUCAUGUGAGAGAAAGGCCUCUGCCACACCCUCCAUCUGUGUAUUCCACAGAGAACCCACAUAAGGGAAAGACAGAUGAAUUCAGGAAAACUUUUUGACAAUGAUCUCUUCUCUUCCUAAAUACUCCAUUAGCCAUUUUACCCUAACCUCACUCUUAGAAGCAAUCUUUUCUUAGCUAUAAAGUGUAAUUCCCAAGAUAAACGUCAAAAUGUAAAGAAACUAGACACUUUAAUUUUAUUCUGUUCUCACCUCUGCUUCUGUUUCUCUCCUUCUAUGUGUCUCAGUUUCUCUUUUAGUAAAGUGGAGAAGAUAAUUGAAUUCAGAAUGGAAGUCUCUUUAACAUGUUGAGGCCACUGCUAAUGGAUUGCUAAGUCCAAUAAUAUUCAAGAUCCUUCCAUGUGGGUGAGUUGUUUCCAAGAAGAUGAAAAUGCUGAAAGAUCCUGGAUGCAACUUGGUAACAGAUUUUCACAUUUGGUUAGAACUUUCAGGAGUCUGAUCCAAACUAUAUCUAAUGUAUCUUGGUUUUGAAGAUAUUCACCAAAGGAGAAUGAAGAUUUUAUAGCUUCCUUCAGAAGUCUUUUACAGUGUACCUCUUUGUGUGUUAAGAAGUUGAUCCAAAGGGAAGAAUUCCUUUAUUGUCACUGAAAUCCUGUUACUAAUGUCUUGCCCUCCAUGGAGAUGAUAAGCAAUUGAUCACCCAGCAUCCUUUUCUGUACCUGAAGAUUUAAAUCCCCUUGACUCCUGCUUCUCCAGUUUAUGAGUAGUCCAGUUCCUUUUGCUGUUUCUCAUAAGUCCUACACAUACUUCUUAAUUAUUUUGGGUCCUCCUGUAUGACUCUUGUGAACUACCACGUCCUCAGAUUGAAUGGGAUACAUGCUCGUGGUGUGUUUCACUAAAGUGAAGUAGAAUUUCAGUCACAUUCUAGUUCUAUAACUUCUUUGGCUCUUAAUUAGAACAUGACUGGUAUGUUGACAUAUUUUGUAUCUCCCACCCCACACUUCAGUAUAUUGUAUAAUAGUGCUUCUAAAACUUAAAGAGCAUAUGGAAAAAGUGUGGUAGAGACCUGAGAUAUUUGAUACUUCUAGGACCAGUUGGACUUCUUAGGUGUGCUUUAUGCUUCCUCAGUCCAGACCAACACUUCCAAGGCUGGCUGAUGAAUAUACUCUGUUUCUGAGGAUUCUGGUCCCUAUUCGUAAGAUUAUAAACCAAACUGUAGAGCCUUGAGUAAUUAUACAACUCUUUAGCUCACUGAAAAUGGAAUUUUAUAAAAAUUUCUAAAUCAGAACUCCCAUUUUUGUUUCUUUGUUUACCUGUUUGUCUGAAAAAUCUCUUUGAGAGCCCUUUGGCACUAGUUUAGUAAAUAGUAAAGAAUAGUGUCAGUGGGAAGAGUAGGUAAUUCAUAGAGUUAUAGGUGAAACCCAAGAAUUUCCAGGGCCAGUGGCUUUAGGUUGAGGACAGUGGCAUUGGUACCUUUCAUACGUACCCUUCAUACGUUGCUUUGGGGAGGGCGAAGUCUUAAGCUUAGUAGAAAGAUAAUCAGAGUGAAGACUCUGUGUAGAUAAUUAUUUUGCUCUUACCUCUUUUUAUUUUAUUAUUUUUGGUCGAACACUGUCUUAUUUGAAGACAUCUAGAAAUAUUUUUCCUUUCAGUAUGUUUGAAUCUUUUGAAACCUGUUCAGGAGAAUACCCAGGAGGGUAGGCACUGUGGAAAGAAAUCCAAUUUGUGGUGCCAAAAUAGGGUGUGGCCUGCUGGAAAGCAGGUGACUCAGGUAAACCUUGAUAAGUGUUUCUGAUUUACAGUGUUAGAAAUGUUAUGAUUGUUGAAAUCUCAAUAGGUUGAUUUCCUGUGUUGUCAGAAUCAUAGACUUCUAAUGAUAAGUGCAGUUUCAUGUCAGUAGUAUGCCUAGCACAAUAAGAUGUGUGUGGUACCAGUGGGUUUGUGUUUAUAUUGUAUAGAUGUUCUGGAAUUCCUACUCUAGAGAAGAUGCACAUUCAUAGAAAUCACCACUUAGUAAUAUGUACACAGGAGUGAUAAUUAUAUGGAAGCAUGAUUCAGGAAAGUAGAUGACUUAUUCAUAAAUAUUUAUUAAGCACUGUUAUAGGUAAGGCCAUGUUCUCGCCCCUGUGAGAGAUAUGGGGGCCUGGUGCCUGUACUCAAGGAACCUACAACACGAUAGAGAAGUGUCACAGCAACAGGCAGGACCACUUCACACCCAAGUCAGCUACAAAAGGUUAGUAACUCAAUCAUGGGAACACCACCUUCACUCACUGAAAAGUUUCUCUAAAUUUACUGUAUUCUCUACCUCCAUCUCUCAACCUUUCCCAAUGGCAGGAAAGGCUCCAGACACAUUUCAUCUCCAGUAGAACAAACAUUUUGUUUAACUCUUACAUGCCUGGGAUCAAGCUGAGGUGGAAUUUGGGUGCCCCUUCCUAUAUUCCUAAUUAAAUGGACUACUUAGAUGUGUAUUAAUUUAAUGAACUUUGUCUCUGUUCUGAAGGUCCUGCCUUCUAUAUUAUACCAAGGCUACUUGUCUCUGCAUUUUAUCUUUUCUCAGCUGAGACAUGUAAGUCAAAAUGAAUAAUCAUGUUCUGAUCAAAGUUCUGCCCUUUAUGAAUAUCCAUACAAAAAGUUUUUUUGUAGAUGUUAGUAUCUCAGUACCAAGGAAAGCUCUGAUCCUAAGCAAAAAAUAAAAAAUUUUUAUGUUAUAAACACUGUGAUUUGUGUAAAUUAGUGCUUUUUCUCUCUGUUCUGGCUGCUGGAAAGCUCAACAAAACCUAUAGGCCUCCUCAACCAACUACUUAAAUCUAUAUUUAUUUUUUUCUUAUUUCUUUGGAAAUUAUGUCAAUUCUUAUUUUUGAAAAGUAGGAUAAACAGAUAUUUUAGUCUCUAACAUCUUAUCCAAGGCAUUUUGAAAAGUGGGCUUGUAUUUCCUAUCUAGACUUGCUUUGUUAUUCCCACAAAUACUUCCAAUUCUUACCAGUGAUGUUAUUACACGUUCUACCUUACUCAUUCCUCUGGAAAAUUACCUUGGCUUCAUUUUAUUUUAUUUUAUUUUGGAGACAGAGUCUCACUUUGUCACCCCCAGUUGGGUCAUGGGGCAUCAUAGCUCACACCAACCUCAAACUCUUGGACUCAGGCAAUCCUCCUGCCUCAGCCUCCCAAGUAGCUGGGACUACCGGCACCCACCACCAUGCCUGGCUAUUUUUCAGAGACAGGGUCUCACUCUAGCUUAAGUGAUCCACCCACCUCAGCCUCCCAGAGUGCUAGGUUUAUAAGCAUGAGCCACCGUGCCGGCCAACGUUGGCUUUUUUAAAGAAGAAAACUUUACACACAAACAGCUCAGGGCAACCUUCCAUGAUAGAAUAAACAUUAGACCAGAAGCCAAAAGAGACAAGUUUUAGUCUCAUCACUACCACUUAAAUGAAUAGUGUUUGACAAAUCAUGACCUAUGUCUGAGCCUUAGUUCCUUACCGGAAGAGAAGUUGAACUUGAUUGGUAAGUUGCUCUGGCUCUAAUGUUUUGUCAGUCUAUUGACCUGGUAUAUAUGAGGAGGAGGUUACAAGACCAGGCUACUGGCCUGGUUCACCACUACAGGCAGCAUCCAGGUCAUACAGAAUGUAUUUUGUAUUUUAGGAAGGGGAUGCUGUGACGGAAAGAUCAGCUCAAUAGCUUGCUCGGUAAGGAGAAAGGCCAAGUCCCAAGUGUAAAAUAGCAGCCAGCCCCCAGGCUCCUCAGUAGCCAACAGCAGGUUAGCUAAAGUGAGGAAAGCGUAUGUUGUGAGGUCUGUUGCCCAGUGACUGAAGACUCAGCUAUGUGGGAACUGGGGAAGUCCCAGAUGAAAGGAAUGUCUGAGUAACUUGUGUAACUGUAAGCAUUUGCAUCCGUCUGAAUGCAUUCCAAGACCAACUAUAAACAAAUGUCUAUUCAUUGUUCUCUGUUGAUGUUCACUUAGAUGUCUUGAAAACUUGUAUGUGAAAUAAAUGUCUAAAGUAAAUGGUCCCAUUGGUUUCUGCCAUAAAGUGAAGGGUGUCCUUCUAUUAAGGGAAAAGAAAAAGUACCCAAG